GGCAGCGCGGCCGGACCCAGGGCUCGCACUCGGCCCGGCCGGGGCCCCAGCAUGGCCGAGCCGCUGCUCAGGAAAACCUUCUCCCGCCUGCGGGGCCGGGAGAAACUUCCCCGGAAAAAGUCGGAUGCGAAGGAGCGCGGCCACCCAGCCCAACGCCUGGAGCCCAGCCCUCCAGAGCCAGAGCCCCAGGCCUUCGAAGGCUCCCAGGCUGGAGCAGAGGGGCCCCCCAGCCCUGAGGCACCUCGAAGUCCCUCACGAGGGGCCUACCUGCAGAGCCUGGAGCCCAGCAGCCGAAGAUGGGUACUGGGCGGGGCCAAGCCCCCAGAGGAGGCCUGUUUGGGGCCUGGGGCACCUGGCAGUGGGGAGCCUGCAGGCGAGAUCUGGUACAACCCCAUCCCUGAGGAGGACCCCAGAACCCCCGCACCUGAGACCCCAGGGCCACAGCCAGGCUUAGCUGAGCCAGAGGGCGUGGCCCCACAAGGUGUGGCCCCUUCCAACUCCCCAACCAAAGCCUCCCGAACUAAGUCCCCAGGCCCCGCCAGACGCCUCUCCAUGAAAAUGAAGAAGCUGCCGGAGCUGCGGCGCCGCCUGAGCCUGCGAAGCACCCGGGCGGGCCGGGAGCGCGAGCGAGAGCGGGCCGCCCCCGCUGGCUCCGUCAUCAGCCGUUACCACCUGGACAGCAGUGUAGGGACCCCUGGGCGGACGGCCGUGGCCGGGGGCUCUCGGGGCCUGCGGGCUGGGUACCUCAGUGAUGGUGACUCCCCGGAGCGCCCAGCAGGGCCCCUGUCGCCGACCGCCUUCCAGCCUUACGAGGUGGGCCCAUCUGCCCGGGCGCCGCCGGCCGCACUCUGGGGCCGCCUCAGCCUGCACCUGUACGGGCUGGGGGGGCUGCGGCCCGCGCCUGGGGCCACCCCGAGGGACCUCUGCUGCCUGCUCCAGGUGGAUGGAGUGGCCAGAGCCCGAACCGGGCCGCUGCGCGGAGGGCCAGACUUCCUGCGGCUGGACCACACCUUCCACCUGGAACUCGAGGCUGCCCGGCUGCUGCGAGCCCUGGUGCUGGUGUGGGACCCUUGUGUGCGGAGGCACCGGCCCUGCGCCCAGGGCACUGUGCUGCUGCCCACGGUUUUCCGAGGGUGCCAGGCCCAGCAGCUGGCUGUGCGCCUGGAGCCUCAGGGGCUGCUGUAUGCCAAGCUGGCCCUGACGGAGCAGCGGGAAGCACCCAACACAGCUGAGCCCCGUGUCUUCGGGCUGCCCCUGCGGCUGCUGGUGGAGAGGGAGCAGCCCCCGGGCCAGGUGCCCCUGAUCAUUCAGAAGUGUGUGGGGCAGAUCGAGCGCCGAGGGCUGCGGGUGGUGGGGCUAUACCGACUAUGCGGCUCAGCAGCUGUGAAGAAAGAGCUUCGGGAUGCCUUUGAGCGGGACAGUGCAGCAGUCUGCCUCUCUGAGGACCUGUACCCCGAUAUCAAUGUCAUCACUGGCAUCCUCAAGGAUUAUCUUCGAGAGUUGCCCACCCCACUCAUCACCCAGCCCCUCUAUCAAGUGGUGCUGGAAGCCAUGGCCCGAGGGCCCCCGAGCAGGGCUCCCCCCAGCACUGAGGGUACCCGUGGGCUCCUCAGCUGCCUGCCAGAUGUCGAGAGGGCCACGCUGACGCUUCUCCUGGACCACCUGCGCCUCGUGUCUUCCUUCCACACCCACAACCGCAUGACCGCGCAGAACCUGGCUGUGUGCUUCGGCCCCGUGCUGCUGCCCGCGCGCCAGGACCCCGGCAGGCCCCGCAGCCGCAGCUCUGGCCCGGGCCUUGCCAACACAGUGGACUUCAAGCGACACAUCGAAGUUCUGCACUACCUGCUGCAGGCCUGGCCAGAUCCCCGCCGGUCCCCGGAGGCUACGGACCUCGACCCGUACUUGCGGCCCAAACAGCAGCCGCCGCUGCACUUGCCGCUGGCGGCUCCUGAGGUAGUGACUCGGCCCCGCGGUCGGGGCGGCCCCGAGAGCCCUCCGAGUAACCGCUACGCCGGCGACUGGAGCGUUUGCGGGAGGGACUUUUUGCCCUGUGGGCGGGACUUCCUUUCCGGGCCCGACUACGACCACGUGACGGGCAGCGACAGCGAAGACGAGGAGGCAGGGGAGCCCACGGGCGCCGCAGACUUCGAGGAUGACUUCGAAGCGCCCUUCAACGCGCACCUGAACCUCAAAGACUUUGAUGCCCUCAUCCUGGACCUAGAGAGAGAGCUUUCCAAGCAGAUCAAUGUAUGCCUCUGAGCCGGGCGGGGCGGGACCCCGAUACUAAGGGCCGGGCUCCUGGUUGCUAAGACAGUGCCCUAAAGAUAGAAAGGGACCAGACCUGUCUU
Myotis lucifugus (little brown bat) is the source of this 2348-nucleotide messenger RNA. RefSeq names its product synapse defective Rho GTPase homolog 1 (gene SYDE1). Gene Ontology annotation, biological process: signal transduction. Lineage: Eukaryota; Metazoa; Chordata; Mammalia; Chiroptera; Vespertilionidae. Bases 52 to 2259 code for a protein of 735 amino acids. The record is from RefSeq and is a predicted model, not a curated record. The transcript has 8 exons.